This is a messenger RNA of Hippocampus comes (tiger tail seahorse), 1199 nucleotides long. Its product is annotated as RNA-binding protein with serine-rich domain 1. Lineage: Eukaryota; Metazoa; Chordata; Actinopteri; Syngnathiformes; Syngnathidae. Bases 157 to 672 code for a protein of 171 amino acids. The record is from RefSeq and is a predicted model, not a curated record. The transcript is spliced from 7 exons.
AAGGAAGCUCGCAACGGUGCAUUCUGGGAUACAAAAUGUCUCCUGUGGCUGUUAGCUACUGCUAACCUGCGGACCAUCGCCGCGAAUUAAUCCAGACGUAUACACGCUAUAGCGUUGUCGAGGUGUCUUCGAUAAAAAUCGUAUUGCAUUGUUGCCAUGUCAACAAAAGCGGAGUGCAGAGUGCCCAGUUCAAGCUCCAGGGCGGAUGACAAGAGCAGAGGUAGAGAAAAAAAGAAGCGUAAACGCAGCCGUAGUAGAUCUUCCUCUUCCUCGUCGUCGUCCUCCAGUUCGUCGUCGGGUUCAUCCUCAGCGUCGUCCUCUUCUUCAGCGGGUUCGUCACACUCAUCCAGCAGCCGGAGUAGCUCCAGAAGCAGCGACUCCAGAAGUAAGUCCAGAAAGCAAUCAAAGAAAAGGAAAAGUGACAAACCCAAAAAGCAGAAAGGGAAGAAAGAGAAGCGGCAUAAGCAUAAAAAGGAAAAGAAAGCCAAAAGCAGGGAAGAAAACUCCGGACCUGUUCAGAUAUCCAAGUACUUGAAGGAAAAGAAGAAAGGCAGGAAGUACAGCAUGAUUUCAGGGAAGAAGAUCAAGAUGAAAGUCAAGAAGUCAAAAAAGGACAAACAGCGAGACAAAAAUCGAGCCGAACUUCUGGAGUUCUUGAACUCUACCUUGUGAUUCCCCGAAUGGGCACAGCAGCCGACCUCAGGAAACUACAAGCAAGCUGUCCAGGGGAAGAAAUGUAAAUAAAGGUUUAUGUCAAACCAGGUUGCGGCACACCUUCAAGUGGGGUACACACAUACCCAUGUUUAACAUCUGAACCAAUUAUUUAGAUGAGUGGAAAAAAAAAAAACCAAAACACAACUCUCAAGCUUUAAAUCAAAUGUCUGUCGUAGUACCAAGACUGACCUGUAAGAGGCACCACGGUGCAGAUGAAGAAGUUGAAAGAGAUUUCGUAGAAGAAAUAGAAGAGGCUAGGCUGUAAUCUUAUGUUGAAAUUAAAUUUCAGCCGUAGUACCAAGACUGACCUGAAUGAGGCGCCUCAUUGCAGAUGAAGAAAGAAAUGUCAUAGAAGAAGCGAGGCUAACUGUUAGCUUAACUUGGAACUAAAUUUCUGUUGCAAACUUCUCGUUUUCAGUUUUAUUGUGGUGAAUAAAUUGUGCACACACACACCGCAAUCCAACUAAAGCAAAAAAAAAAAAAAA